AUGAGCUUCGUUCAAGAGAAAAAUGACGAUCAAUCGAAGAAAGAAAAUUUGUUCAAUCUUCUUAGUCCAUUACCGGUUCUUCAUGUAGCUCUUCUGAUUCGUUUAUCAUUAAUUGAUCGUCAUCUUCCAACGAAUUUUCCUUCAAUUACAUUUAGUUUAGUGGUUUCUGAAUCAAUAAUUCAGUUUCAACAACACCUUGCGGUAUACCUAUCUUCAUAUUCACCAUCUCUGUCGUAUUUAAAAGUUGUUGAUAUGUUCGAUGGACGUCUUUUUGCUUUCACUAUCAAUCAAGUUAAACAAUCAUCAUCAAAGAUUCAAUUUGAUUCAAACACAAUGGAUAUUAUCAAAGAAGGCUUAAGCUUAUUAGAAAUUUCAAUGCAUGAAAACCUAUUCUACAAUAUAGUAGACCAAUUAAUUCAAUUGAACCAUAUUGUAUUCUCAACAUCAACAGCAUCUGAUAACCAACCAGUGCCCAUUGAGAACAUGCGAAUUUCAAAAAUAUCGAAUCCAUUCAUUGAUACUUAUUUAGCACCAACACUUUCAACAAAUCAUCAAUGGACAUUUGACUUUCUCGACCCAGACGACAGAUUUUUAGCUCGUUAUCAAGGUAUAGUUAUUUUUUUAUUUUGUUUUAAUCUAUGA
This is a messenger RNA of Rotaria sp. Silwood1, 642 nucleotides long. Lineage: Eukaryota; Metazoa; Rotifera; Eurotatoria; Philodinida; Philodinidae. The record is from the annotation of a GenBank genome assembly.